UGUGCGUGUGACAGAUGUCCAUCUCAUUGUUGCAGGAUUAGAUAUGCAUAGAUGUAUGCCUGUGUCUUAUCACCAAAAACACAGGUAUAAGAACUCUACAGGCAGACAGAAAGACACAGUCACCCAGUUGAAAACCUUAAGGAUGUUCAUUUUCUUUUGUCAGGCAGUUGCAUGUGGAGUAUUAGGGGACUUAAGCUUUGCCAACGCAAUAGACAUCUUCUAACAUUUCAACAAGAAGGAAAAGGACAUUAAGCUGCAACUAAAGAGAAUAUGUUUGACCAGAGGAAAUAAACACAUCCAGAAGUGAGACCCGUGACUGGUGACAUCAUGUCGGUCAAGCUCUCCAGGAAGCUGAGCAGCAAGAAAAAACAGAAUCCAAAGGCCAGUCCUCAGGCUGAUGUUCUAUCUAGCCUGGGUUUGGAGGCCUUCGGGACUACACAACUGGAUCCAGCUUCUAUGCUGGACAUCAACACCUGGACUUUGGAGAACCCAGCUCCUAAAGAGCCCAAGAAUCUACCCAAUGCUUUUCUCCAUCGGCUCUGGCUACUCAGCUCAGAUGCUCGGAGCCCUUGCUGCACAUCUCCACCUGUUGAUGUAGGAAAUGAAAAAAACUCAGCUGAAGAGACAAUCAAUGGUUUUGGUGGAGAUAAAGAGUGUGCCAUAAACCCUCUUGACCUAGUUACUGCUGUCUUUAUGUCUUCAAACACCUUCCUCCAGCAGGAGAUUACAGAACACAUGGUUCAGUGUCAGUUUGCUGUGCCCCUAGUUCUUCCAAAUGUAGAUCCAGAAGAACCUAGUAGCUUCCUUCUUUGGCCUCUGAGAGGUGUCAUGAACAAAUGGAAGAGCCACUUUCUUGACCAAAUCAGUAAAGUUCAAGAAGGUAAUUUAGCCACCACAUGCAUGCCAUUAAUUUCCUGUGUGAAGCUUGGUCACUGCAGUGUCUCCAAGUCACAAGUUCUAAACCAUUUAAUGAGUGGGCUCAAACUGCCUGGUGAAACCUUUCUCCACAGGGGAAUGGCUGGAGGACAGCUGCCCCGCAGACUCUCUAACGGCCUCGUAGAGAUUGGAUGGUAUCUACCAACUGGAGAAACUGACAGAGAUAUUUUCCCUGUACCUGUGGUGAUAUCUAAUCUCCGUGGUGAUGCAGGUGCACAUGAAAAAUGUCUAAAUCUACUGUGUCAAGCAUCAUCGGCUGUAGUUGUUUUCUGUGGCAAUCUUAGAGAGAAAGACAAACAACUUCUUGCCCUUUGCAGAAACACAGCAAGAGAUCUUAUAUUGAUUGAUGUUUCAGACAAUAUAAAAAAUGAGAACAGUGUUGUAGGGUUUAUUGAUCAGAAUCUUGAAGAGCAUCUGGGGCUCCCCCAAGGAUCAGUGGUUCAAGGGCAAAAUCUGAGUGAGGAGGAACUGGCUAAUAGGCUGUGUGACGUUCUAAAAGUUGUGUUGCCUGACAAAUUGAGACAUGUUACACUCGAAGCGGCGGCACAAAUCGCUCUGAAGCUAGACCUCAUUGUAGAUGAAGGUCCAAUCUGUAAAAAAGCAAUGGCCACAGUGGAUGAAAUGUUGAAAGGUUUAGAUGAGGGGUCUGAGCAAUUUAGGGAGAAAGAGCUGCCUUUGCAGGGGCCGCUAUGGAUCAAAUUGGCAGAAAUAGAAAAAAAUGAGAGAAAACUGAGAAAAGAAGGAAAAGAAAAUGACUUAGAGAGGCACAAUAAAAAGAAAGAUGUCUUACUUGAAUUGAGUAGCUACAAAAUGACCAAGGCAAUGAAGAUCUUCACAGAUGCUCUUUUCACAACAGAUAAAGUAGAGAGAACUUACUUUCUCAGAUGGAUGAAGCUGAAGCUUCAUUUAAUGCAAACUAGAAAACAAAAUACGUCUGAAAAUCUGCACACAAACAUGCAGGCAGAAAAGACAAACGGCCUCCUUGAAAAAACUGCUGAGGAAGAAGAUGUUGCCAAUGAUGACCUGGAGGACAGUGAUAGUUUCUGUACAGAUUCAACAUUUGAAGAAGGGGAAAAUGAAGAGCCACUUGUGAAUACUGAUCAAGAUUUAGAGGAGUUAAAUGAGCCAGAGCUGUCACCAGAUAAAUUAGAUUCAACUCCUCAAGAAACCAAAACCUCAUCUGAAAAUCAUGUAGAAACAUGUCCACUCCCUUAUGAACCUGAACGUUUUGUUUUGGGCCUUGAGCACUUUUUGCGUGAAAUGGGUCUUAUUUUUGAGCUAACACACAUCAGCCCUGGAAGCGGAAGCCAGAAUGUCCUACGUCUUCCAAGUUUAGCUGCAGACCUUCUUCUAUAUGGGAUUCCACUGGAAAUAAUGGAUGGUGAUGCCUCAAAUAUACCAUUGUGCUGGUUAGGAUGCGUCUUUGCAGAGCUAAAACGGCGCCUACCUCAAGAUAAGCUUAAAACCAGAGUAAUGACAAUGCUUGGAGUCCAUGAUGCAAAGAAUGCCAAGGUUCUUUCAGUGUUGUUUGGCAUUCACUUUGCAGGGGAGUGGAAAGGAUCUGCUAGAGGGGUGUAUGUGGUUGCCCUUUGUGUCCCCAUUGACCUCAGAGAAGAAAUGGAAUGUGACUUCCUAUUGUUAAUUGAUGUUGAAGGUUUCUGUUCCAUGUCUCUAGACCACAAAAGUUGUAUCAAGGACAAUGAGAUGGCCACUGUAGCAACAGGAUUAAGUGACAUUUUAAUGCUAAACAUCACAUCAAAUGCAAGUUCAGAGUUUGAAAGUAACUUUGCUGUAAUAGUCAGUGCUCUCCUGCGUAUCAGAGAGUGUGGCUCAAUGCCCAUUUGCCAAUUCCUGGUCCAAGAAGAAGGAAUAAACACCAUAUUACAAGCCUCACAAUUGAAGCGUGUAUCUCAGAUUCUUCAAACAGAAACCGGAGACACCAAAAUGCACAGUCAUGCAAUCUCCACUGUCCAUCUGCCUUGGUGUAUUACAUCUCCAUGUGAACCAGUCAAUUCACACUAUAGUAACAUGGUGAUGACGCUUAAACAGAAACUGUUUAGAACAUUGAAAAAAUGUUCAACUAAGUCUGAAGCUUCGGGCCUUGCUGAAUUUACGGGACAUCUGUGUGCUGUUUGGGAUGCAGUGAAAGCAGAAUCGUUCUCUGUAAGUCUGCAAGACACUAGAACAGCUUUGGCAUUCUCCAUGUUGUGCACAGAACUUUCCCAGUGGGAGAGUUGCUUCUUGGAGCAUGUCGAAAGUUGGCUUAAGGAGGCAAAAAAGAGAAUCCUCACCACUAAGGCAAAGACUUUAGAAACCGCUGUCCAAAAUGAUCUUCUGAAUGAACUGAGGAAUGAAGCCACAGAGACAGUGGACACAGGGGUUAAGGAACUCAAGUCAAAGAUAGAAGACUAUCUGAUGAAAGAUGACCAUCUCAAAACCUACAGUGACACAUUCAGACCAAUACUAAUGGGAAAAUUGGACAACCUCCAAGACCAAACACAAAAGGAGGUAAUCCAAAAAUUAGAGACACUCAAGGAGAAUCAUUGUUCUUCCACUCAGCUGAAAAAUUUUGAGACCUUGCUGGAAAAAGAACAGGAGUCCAAGCUGCAUGAAUUGCUUGAAAACAGCAAAACUAGCAAAGCUCUCCUUCAAGAUUCAGAACUGGAGGAAGAAUUUGAAGGUGUGUGGAGUAAAAUAUUAUCUGACUUUGACUUCAGGCCCUCAGAAACAGAUGAUAUUACUGCGAGAGUAACAGGUAUUCUGAAAGAGAAUCUUAUCAGCCGUGGACUCCAGAAACAUAUAAAGAAACUUGAAGUGAUGGGCCAGAACCAGCCAUCUGGCUUUCAAGUUUAUGAUGAGCAUUUUGGGUACCGCAGCAGAUUAAAACACAUGUUUGAAGACAACAACAGGUACCAGAGGAUAGAAGCUCAACAACUUGCAUGUAACAUCAUAGAUGGAUACAAUCAGUUUGUAGCAGAUAAAUCUAGCAUACCAUCAGAUUUCUCGGACAGUUACAUCACUGAGCUGCUAGAAAAUGUUGAGAAAAUGUUAAAGGAAAAAUCCAUGGAAAUUAGGUCUGCAUUUGAAGUGGAUCUUAAAGUUUAUCUCUGCAAUGCUGCAUGCAAAGAUUUCCAAAAGCUGCAUGACCGUUAUGCCAAGGACACAGAGCUUUUGACAUGCAUCAAUACAUCCAAGACAGCAUACUUGGCAGAGUUUAUCUACCAAUUCAGGAAGAGAGAUCAGUGUCGGCGGGUGGCCCAAGAAUUCAUCUCAAUGGUUGUCAAGCCUAUAGUCUUUGACUACAUCUAUAGACCUUUAGGGAUGUAUAUUGUUGAGCAGAUUCAAGGCAAAGCCCAGGAGUAUCGGUCCCCUCUUGCCUUUUAUCAAAGCUUGCUGGAAGAGCUGAUGAAAGAAGACCACUUUGAAAGCUUUCUCAGAUUUGUGCUCAACUCCGAUGACUUCAGGCAGAAGAAAAUCAAACAGACAGUAGUGGCUCAUGUUUCUGAAUCAAACAGCUUGAACAAAUGGAGACAACAGAGACUUGGUGAAAUUGUUGGAAAGGUUGCCUCAGCAGUGAGCCAAACAGAAGAAAGCAAUAAUGGCCUGUUGAGUGAUGUAAAGCCACUGCUUGAGAGAGUUUACCUCACUCUGGAGAAAGACAUAGAUGUGGAUAUUAGCAGGGCUUCUCUUGAUGGACCUCUCUUCAAUAUCACCACAGAAUGGGAUCGCUUUGUCACAUGUCUGAUGGAGUUAUUGGCAGCAAUGCGGUUGGACCUUUCCCAGGAGUUCUCCCAAACUGUGGAUGCCACCCACCUUCUCCAGAGCCUUCCUGUUCAACCCCAAGACUACCUCUUUGACAAAUUAAGAGGCUGUGAAAAGCAUUGUCCUGCCUGCAAAGCUCCGUGUGAAGUGGAGGAUAGAAUGCAUGAUGUCCAUAAGGCUUUGCUUCAUUGGCCCAAAGGUGUGUUACCCCAUGAUCCCUGCUCUCUCUCAUCUAAUUCUCCUGAAAACAUGACCCAUGACAACAACCAUGAGAAUAUGGACAACCAGGAUUCAUCUUCAGCAUCCCCGGACCCCCACUCCCUCCCCCCCAAUGGCAGUUUCUCGCACGAGGACUCAUGGGAAUCUUGCAUGAUGCCCAUUGCUUACUGGAGGUAUGUGUUGGUGAGGUUCAAUGACAGUUUUGCCCGUGAAUACAAGCAGAACCCAACAGAGAUUCCUGAAGAGUGGAGUAAGAUUACACAAGAGGAUGCCAUGGGCAGUCUGAAGGAGGUCUUCAUUUCUGAGCAGUGCUGAUAAAGAGACUUUUCUGUAUAUUAUCUUUAUGACUCAAUUUAUGACUCACUUAAUGAUGAAAAUUUAAUGAAAUAAAUUACAGCCAUUGUAUUUGUCAUGAAAUUAAUACUGAACUUUUUUUAUUUGAGGAAGACAAUGGAUUGAAUAAAACUUCUUUAAGUUUA
This is a messenger RNA of Sphaeramia orbicularis (orbiculate cardinalfish), 5396 nucleotides long. It is a transcript of the gene gvin1l2, whose product is annotated as GTPase, very large interferon inducible 1-like 2. The coding region runs from base 328 to 5232 and encodes 1634 amino acids. Gene Ontology annotation, molecular function: GTP binding. The transcript has 5 exons. NCBI's taxonomy places the organism in Eukaryota, Metazoa, Chordata, Actinopteri, Kurtiformes, Apogonidae. The record is from RefSeq and is a predicted model, not a curated record.